Molecule: messenger RNA, 363 nt
Organism: Fusarium verticillioides 7600
Lineage: Eukaryota; Fungi; Ascomycota; Sordariomycetes; Hypocreales; Nectriaceae
Exons: 1
Coding region: 1-363 (120 amino acids)
Source: RefSeq, a predicted model, not a curated record
AUGAAUGUUCCAGCUGACUUCGAACAGUACAUUCCCGUCGACAAGGUCGUCAACCGCCGUACCUUGGGUAUUCUGAAGAAGCCAUGGACGGCCGAAACUCUACAACGGCUCAAGCUGCUUAUAACUCCUAGCAUGGGCUCAAAGUCUUGCUUAGGUCUUUCCAAGUGCCAUUCCAUUGAUAAGCCUGGUGAAGGCUCUGAAGAUGAGUGUAAAGGGACAGUUGAGUUCCGCUACCUCGAAGGUACUCUAGAUCCUGAGCUGAUUCUUCGGUGGAGUCAGUUGAUGGUUUCUCUAUUCCAGUUUGCAGAUCUAGCUUCGCCACAAGCAUGGCAGAAUUUUGUGCCCGCAGUACUGCAGUACUGA